Penicillium oxalicum is the source of this 858-nucleotide messenger RNA. RefSeq names its product mitochondrial 54S ribosomal protein uL4m. The record is from RefSeq and is a predicted model, not a curated record. Gene Ontology annotation, biological process: translation. The coding region runs from base 1 to 858 and encodes 285 amino acids. NCBI's taxonomy places the organism in Eukaryota, Fungi, Ascomycota, Eurotiomycetes, Eurotiales, Aspergillaceae. The transcript is spliced from 2 exons. Gene Ontology annotation, molecular function: structural constituent of ribosome. Gene Ontology annotation, cellular component: ribosome.
AUGCCGGGUGGAGAUACUUUUCGGGCACUUCGACUGCUUUCGCGCAGCUCAUGCGGACUCCUCUCUGGGUCAGAGAAUGUGACUCGACGAUGCCUCGCCCGAUCUAUGGUAACUGAUGCCCAGGCUAACGCCUCAUCCUCUACCGACCCUUCAGUGCUCGCGCCCUGGGACCGUCCCGUCAACGUGAUGACCUACUCCUUCCCUUCGAUGGAGCCCGUACGCCUGGUGAACUACAGUCAAAAGGAGCUCCAGAUGCCAAUUCGCAAAGAUAUCCUUCACCGCGCCAUUGUUUACGAGGGUGAUAUGACCCGGCAAGGUACAGCUAGUACGAAGUGGAGGGACGAGGUUCACGGAAGUCACAGAAAGGUGCAUCCCCAAAAGGGUUCCGGUCGUGCUCGUGCAGGUGACAAGCAGUCGCCCAUUCGCAGAGGUGGAGGUGUCGCUCACGGCCCCCAUCCUCGCGACUUUUCGACCGAUCUCCCCGCAAAGCUCUAUGACCAGGCGUGGCGCAUCGCCUUGAGCUACCGAUUUCAGCGAGGCGAGCUGAUUGUGAUUGACGACAAGAUCUCUCUGCCCUCAAAUGCCACACCAUAUCUCUUGGAGAAGAUUCUCGAAACCAAUCACUGGAACACAAAGAAGGGCCGAUCAACGUUCAUUACGUCGGAGGUGGACGCGGACUUGUUUGAGAAGGUUGAAAAGAUGCACCGCUAUGCGACAAUUAUGGACCGUAGCGAUGUGGACGUGAAGAAUCUGCUGGAGACUGCGAGGUUGAUUAUUGAAAAGAAGGCUUUGGACCAGAUUCUCAAGAAGCACUCUCGAGACCUGAACAGCCAGCCCGCUAAAGCGCGAUAUUUGUAG